CAAUGAUAACUCACUUUUUUUCAGUUAUUUGCUGUUUUGGGGGGGAAAGGUGUCUUUUUGGGGAGUAAAAGUGACAAUUUUACUUCAAUGACUUUUUAAACACCAUUUUCCGCUCAACCUUCUCAUUUAAUACUUGAAAAUAAUAGGAAAAAAGUGAAAUUUUCAUAGUAAACAGUUUAGUUUGACUAGACUUCUCUCCUAUUCACCACUUUGAUUAUGAAGUUGAAAGUGUAAAAGUGUCAAACAAAUAUAAUCGUUGGUACAAUGUUUGUGCCCAUGUUAUUUGUCCUUUGGGCAAGGAACUAUGCUUCAUAUGAGUGUGGUUCCAAAGUAAUUGCUGCUAAUUCAGAGGCCGAGGGAACACCAAGGAUACUCAAUGAAAUGAUGGAUGAAUACCUGUUAAAUCCUUGUAAGGCUCAAAUCUGGUUUAUAGUUGAACUGUGUGAAUCUAUUCAACCGUUAGGCUUUGAACUGGCCAACUAUGAGCUUUUCUCGUCCACACCUAAAGAUUUUACCGUCUAUGGAAGUGAAGUUUAUCCCACCCGUGAAUGGGUUAACUUGGGGUCAUUCACUGCUCAUGAUGUGAGGACCAUUCAAAGAUUUGAAUUACAGUCACAGUCAAGGUUUUUCAAAUAUAUGAAAGUUGAAAUGAAAUCUCAUUAUGGUGCUGAACAUUAUUGUCCACUCUCAGUUAUAAGGUUCUUUGGUACCUCUAUGGUCGAGGAGUUUGAUGCCAUAGAAAAUGGGGGAAACGUUGAUAAGAACAUUCAUUUCACUGAUGUCGAAAAUCUAGCUACUCAUGAAUCAUCAUAUACGUCAUCUCAAAGUCAUUCUGCCAAUCUUAUUGGUACAGCAAGAGAAGCCGUUAUGAAUAUGGUUCGUAAAGCAGCUAUGGCUCUGUCAAAAUUUCCUUCUCAAGAGGCCGAAAGUUUCAACAAAAGUGAUUUUGAUAAUCUUUCAGAGCAAAGAACAUCUGACGUUCUGCAACUGUCCUUGAGCUCUUUUAAAUUUAUGCCUGUACUGGAUAAUAUAUUAUUGAGUUGUAAUGACUGUGGUGGCUUGAUUGAGGUUGCUGGUUCUUCGCCUUUAAAUCAAAAGCUUUGUGAUUAUAUUAAAGUGCUUUUAGGCAUCAAAACCUAUGCUAUCCUUUGUGAAGAAAUAAGCAAAGAACCUAUGCUCCGUUUCAGGUGUCCUCUUUUAUCUUAUUUUAUCAACACAACUCACCCGUUGUCCAUUGAUAUUGGUCCUGAUGAGCUUUCUACUGAAAUUUUGGUGCCAUCUUAUUUUUCCACUAAAGAGUCAACUUCUGACUCUUCAACUAACCUCCACGAGGAAGACAACUUUACCCAGGCUCAAGAUUCAUCAAACCAGCCAUUAUCUCAAAAGUCUUUUAUUGUCGAAACUGUUUUGCCAUCAUCUGUUAUUGAAGGGUCUCUCCUUUCAUCCAUUACUAGUGUACUAAUUGAACCUAAUCAUAAUGAGAGUGAAAAUCUUAAACCGAGUGAAUUCAUCACAGAUUUAGUUAAUAAUACGAUGGAUACUCCAUCCAUCGAUAACAACACUCAAAAUCUUGCUGAUCAAUCCAUUGACUCUAGCUCUUCAUCUAUCAAUUCAAAUGGAGAUAAAGUUUCUGAAGAGACACCAACUCUUUCUACACCCUCACCGUCCAUAUCUUCAUCCUCAUCUCAACCACCAACACCUCAGUCACAACCAGCACAAGCUCAACAACCUGUGCAACCUCAACAAACAGUGACUUCAGGAGCUUCUCAACCUACUGCACCCACUAAUACAGCUAAUUGGGUUCCUUUGAGUGCGAGUCAAGCGAAGGAAUCAUCCGUUUUCAUUAGAAUGAGCAACAAAAUUAAAGCUUUAGAGGUCAAUUUAAGCUUAAGCAAUCAAUUUUUAGAAGAGCUUAACCAAAGGUAUCGCAAAAAUGCUGAAGAAAUGCAACAAAUUAUAAAUGAAACUCUGGUCAAAUUGAAUGAAACUGCUCAAUCAGCAGCCGAAAGGGAUGAAAAGAAUAAAGAAAUGUUGAACGACUUACAGUCGCGUCUAAUUUUAGCUGAAGAUCAAAUAGCUCUAUUUAUCGCCGAAAAAGAAACGUUACACUGGUCUUUUAUCGAGAUUCAUAUCAUUUUACUAAUUAUUGAGAUUAUCAUAAUGUUUAGUAUUAUGUCUUUAUGUAUCAGACGAGCUUCAGCAACUUCAUCGUCACCAUCUUCUUCAGUGACGUCUCAAAAUAAUCUAAUGGCGGUUCCAUCUUCAUCAAAAAUAGCUGAUUCUUCAACAUCAUCUCUUUCUCCUUCCUCAUCAAACUCUCAUUUUACAUCUUUGCCAGAAAAUCAGCAUCAUUCUAAUCCUUCAUCCUCGUGUUUGAUUACUCGACCUGCAUCAUCUUCAAAUCUUGCCACUUUAUCGGCAAAUCCAAGUCAAGCAUCAACCAUCUUCAAUUCCAAAGAUUUUUCUUCAUCACCAAAAUUUCACAAUACAUUUCCACGAUCAAGACCAGAAAAGCAACGCCAAAAUCUCUGCGAUUUAAUCCAAAAUCAUUUUAGUCACAAGUUAGUUAGCUGAUAAUAAUAAUCACUCUUUAUCCAAGAGAAUAUAUAAAAUACCUAGAUUUACAUUAUAUAUUAAAUAUCAAUCAGUCUUUCUCAUUAAGACUUAGCCAUUAACAGAUCUUAUCGAAAACUUGCCAAGGCAAAGAAACUAUUGAUCUAAUCAAUCCAUUUGAAGAAGUCAAAUCAAAACAUGGUCAUGUGUAUAGCAGAUCUUGGAACAAUUGAUUCACAAGAAGUCAAUCGAGUUCAUUUAGCAAUUUGGUUUUCAUGCUAAAUUGGAGGUCAAUCCAUUUAAUAGGAUGACUCAGGUUGAGAAUUAAAAAAAAGCAAAAUUAACAAAUGCAACAUUACAUUGUAAUUGUCAUUCUCAUUGAAUCCUGUCAGUCGUUUUACCAUUUUAUUAAUCUAUGAUUAAUCUGUUUCAUAUUAGUGACAAAUAUAAUUAUUGAAAUUGUUAUUUCCUCAUUAAAGAGCUUUUGUUUUGUUUAUUA
Molecule: messenger RNA, 3052 nt
Organism: Tetranychus urticae (two-spotted spider mite)
Lineage: Eukaryota; Metazoa; Arthropoda; Arachnida; Trombidiformes; Tetranychidae
Product: SUN domain-containing ossification factor
Biological process (GO): protein folding in endoplasmic reticulum
Cellular component (GO): membrane; cytoplasm
Source: RefSeq, a predicted model, not a curated record